Messenger RNA from Aureobasidium uvarum, 3276 nucleotides. The record is from the annotation of a GenBank genome assembly. NCBI's taxonomy places the organism in Eukaryota, Fungi, Ascomycota, Dothideomycetes, Dothideales, Saccotheciaceae.
AUGACGCGCCCCGGACUCGUCAGAGCUGACACAAUCGAUCUCCAAAACCAAGACGCCCCUACCACCCAAGACCACCACUCGACCUCGCUCCAACCGUCAGACGUCGGCAAACACCAGGCCUCGGAAAUCCGUCAUGUUCGCGAAGAAAGACACGAAGAGGAGGAACAUCUGCACGAUGCUUGGAGUCGCGCUCACAAUGCCUUGGAAGUCAAUGAGUUGACCGACGACCAACUACAAGCCCACAAUCAUGAAAACGGCGACUCGACCGACGACUCUGAGCUGGACGACGACAUGCUCGACGAUCGCAUCUCCAGCUCUCCCUCUAUCGACGAUGGUGCGUACCCUGCUGUUGCUGCAAACAUUUGGCCAUGCCGUUCUUCAUCCUUAACACCUCCUCGCCAAACACUCAACUGUGCGGCAAUUGACUCUCCCGACUCGUCACCCUUUGUUCUUACUCCUACACACUUGCCUCUACAUAUCACUCCGGCUGCAGUCUCGACAGCUUCGCCUGCCUCGUCACUGCAGUCUUCUUCUCCUUUCAUGCUUUCCCCAAAGCAUUUACCGCUGUCAGCUUCCCCUCUCUCCACGCGUCAUCAUCAUACUGGUGAGUAUCAUGGUGGGUAUCUCAACGACAACGACAACAACAACGACCACGACUACGACCACGAUCAUCCAACGAAUGAACGUUAUGACGACCUUGACCAACAGCCGUUGAGGUCACAAGAUGACUAUCUGGAUUACAACUUCUCGCAUGGCAGAUCUGUCGAAGACCUUACAGCGAUACCCGAGGAGGACGCCGAAGAUGGAAUGGACGCGAGCGGUCUGUAUUCUUACGAUGGGGCACCGCCACCUGGCUUGACAUCCACCUCGAGAACUGCAUCGCCUUCUUCUUGGAGCACUGUGAGCGACGCCUCUGCUACUUCAAUCUUGGAAGACCUGGAACUACAAAACAAACAUGACGAUGAUGAUGACCUGGACAUUUCUUUUUAUUCUGAUGACCGCUUUGUUGAUUCCGGCUGGGGCGGCGAAUGCUUACGUGAAACAGAGGAUAUCGAUUUCGACUUCGUCUACGCCCUGCACACCUUUGUAGCCACGGUCGAAGGCCAGGCCAAUGCCGGAAAGGGUGACACCAUGGUUCUGCUCGAUGACAGCAACAGCUACUGGUGGCUGGUCAGGAUCGUAAAGGACAAUAGCAUUGGUAUGCUUGCGUCGUCACGCGACAACUAUCUGAACCAAGCUGACAGUCUCAAGNGUUAUCUCCCGGCCGAACACAUCGAAACCCCGACAGAACGCCUGGCGCGUUUGAACAAGCACAGAAAUGUUGAUGUAAGCAUCUCGAACACGGCUUCACUGGUUUUCACUGACAUGAGUGAAAAGCUAUCUGCUGCAAUGCUCGGAGAUACUGCCAAUGACUCGAAGAACCCACUCAAAAAGGCCAUGAAGCGACGCAAGGCAAAGACUGUACAGUUUACCGCCCCUACCUAUGUUGAGGCGUCUGACUACGACUACUCAUCUGAUGAAGAGGAGGGUAUGAUGCCUGAACCUCUGUACGGUAAUCAACAAGAUCAACACGAAGACUCGAACUCUGCAGAAGAAAAGUCAUCAGACAUUAAUACGACUGUGGUCGAGGUUGCCAGAGCCGACAGCCCUGAUCUGGCGAGUCCGGGCAAAGACAUCAAGGCUCCUAUUGAAGAACCGCUCAGUAGUCCCACAUUGGUUGACAAAACAGAAGCAGCACCGCUCAAGUCAUCCAGGAAGGGAACACCACGGAAUGCCGAUUCUUUCCUCAAAGACGAUGGGGCAGAGCCGCUCAAGAUUUCUCUUACACCUAAUCUACUGCGGGACAGCAGCAACGGUAGCCGCUUGGAAAGUACCAGCUCCAGCAUGGAAGGACUCGAGAAGACGGCUUNNCCCCGCCAGAAAAAAUCCAAAGACGACAAGAAAAAGAAGGAAAAGAAGCCAGGCAUGCUUAGUGGCCUGUUCAAGAGCAAAAAGAAGGACAAGCGAAACAAGAAUUCGGUUGACGAGGAUAGCGACGUUGAAAAGCUGUCAAGUGAGCUUGCUAGGCAAUCCACGUCAUCGGAUUCCAAUAAGGGCUCUCCCGUCGAGCGCUCUACCCAGUAUGUGGCCACAGAACCCAAAUCGAAGGGCAAGUUGCAGAAGCCGCCGCUCGGAGGGACCAAUGUUGCGCCGGUUGCCCCUCUGGCAUUUACUCCUGCACAAAAAUCAGCACCGGUACCUGCUUCCGCGCCUACUCUCGCUCCCAUAGCGGCAUCUGCUCCUCUGCAGCUGUCGUCUGCCUUACCCGCCUCACAACGUCAGCAAGAAGAACAUUCAGUUUCAGAAUUUGUUGCCGAACUUGAAGGAUCGAGCGUUGAAACUCCUUCACAACGCAACGUCGAGUCGCGCCAGCAAGAGCACAAACCCCCCAGCGAAACUCUGCUUGGCUCGCAUAUGCUUUCGUCAAUCACAAACAAGAUACGACAUUCGGAGUCUCAAGAAAACCUCAAGCCACAGAAAGUCAAGGUGAAGAAGGCCAAGGCCCGAGUGGAACUUGACGAUUUCGACGAGAUUAGUGAUGUCGAGGAGCACAAGGAAAUCCAAGCAAAGGAGUUUGAAGAUGGUCCAAGCGACGCAUUCAUGCACGGCACUGAAACGGUGCACAUCCCCAUCAGCCUCGAUGACGAGUCUUCAUCGCCAGACGACCACGAUGCAAACGAAGAAAGAGGCGGCGAGGAAAGCUCACAGCGCACCAGUUCGCCUAGUAUUCCCAACACACCCAAAGCCUCUCUCGAANAAACCCCUCACACCCAAUCCGAAAGACACACUCAACACGUUCCCUCAACUUCAUCCACCACCGACGACGACGAAACCACUCCUCUGGCCUCUACACGCCACUCGGCCAUCUCCACACCCCAGAACCCGCCUCCGCAUCGUCGCGCGCCUUCACCCCCUCAUCGCGCCUCUUCCACCACACCAUCCAACGCCUCUUCCAUAUCUCCUGCCUCUGCGCCUUCGCCCGCAUCAACGUCUUCACAGCUUUGGAGUGAUGCUAGUCUGCGCGCCUGGCUCGACGGAGCAGAAAACGAUGUCAGAGACAUGCUAGUCAUCAUCCACGACAAGACCGCCGUCAAACCGGUGGACAAAAGUCAUCCAUUGAUGGUUGAUUUGUUCAGGGAUGAAAGUCAGCGAUUAGCGGGUUUGCAGGCCGAACUCGAUGGAUUGCUCGGUGGGCUUUUGAAGUCUAGGAGGAAGAGUGGUGUUGUUGCUAGCUAG